AUGUCAAGUUCUAAUAAAAAUAGCAUGAAAAUUACAUUAACUUUAUUACAAAAAAGAGAAUUGUGUUUAAAAAAGGAACAAAAUCCAAAAACUUUAAAUAAAGAACUUGCAGAAGAAUUUGGAAUUUAUCCGAAUACAGUAAGCGAUAUUCUUAAAAGAAAAACUGAGUAUCUAGCCAUUGAUCCAAAUGACCAAAAUAACAAAGACAAAAAACGGGUUAGACGACCUCAAUAUAUAGAAGUUGAAGAAGCAUUGGUAUUAUGGGUCAUGCAAGCACAAACUGCAAAUUUAACAAUUA
Molecule: messenger RNA, 298 nt
Organism: Entrophospora candida
Lineage: Eukaryota; Fungi; Glomeromycota; Glomeromycetes; Entrophosporales; Entrophosporaceae
Source: the annotation of a GenBank genome assembly